CGGCCGAUUCACAUCGAUUUCGCUUUAGUCGUUGUUUACCGUCGCUGCGAGUUCAGCUGGCCGCCUCACUCGCCGGGUGAAUCCAGCCGGAAAGGGAAGAAGAGAAGAGAGGUCUGUACGGGAGGCGUACGGGAGAAUCGAUCGAGAAUUUAAUUAAUGGCGAGUGGUUUUCCAAGGAUCUACCGUAUCUAAAAAUCCACAAAAAAAGGAGAAAACUGAAAAGAAGGAGAAAGGACUGGAAUUUUCCUCUUCAAAGGGGAUUAUUUAGUUUCGUGGCGGGAUUCACACGUGCACCCUUUUCUUCGCGGCAAACGAGAGACAACUCAGCAGUAACGAGAGGAAAGAAAAUAAUAGCUCCAGACGUUAAUCAUACGUCGAAUGAAGAGAAGAAAGACAAAUAUUCUUCCACUCGUCUUUUGUACACUUAGAGGAGAUAGCAAAGAAAUAUACGGCUGCUGCAGAGUCUUUACAGUUGGCGGGCUUUUAAUUAUAAAAAUCAUCAGGCAAGUAUCAAGAGAGUGCUGUCGAGGCUUUCGGUAGCACGAGAAAGAAGGGUCGUUCUGAGUUUUGUGCUUUUAGCCGUGGAAGUUGUCACGCGUCGAGCGAAGAGGAUAGGCGACGAAGUACCUCCGGGUUUCUCGGUGAUCGCGUCGAGUGUACCGGAGAAGUAUACGCGACGAGGAGUUUAGUCUUUUUGCUUGUAUCGGCAGAUGCGAGUAAAAAGAACGGCGUACAGUAAAUCCGAAGAAGUCUCCGCUAUUGAGGGACAGGAGGUCCGCUCGUGUCAUUGUCCUGAUCGCGGAAAGUGUCGCUUGGCGAGUGACAAGUAUAAAAUAAGUCGUGAAAAAGUAGCGCGAAAAAGAGUUUGCGAAGCAGAAGAGGAACCGGGUGAGUGUAAAAAAAUCGACGCGGGGCCGACGAGCGUGAAGGAGAACCAGGGGCAAACGAGGGGGAGAUGCCAGGUAGUUUUCCGCAGUUUGAACGGCAAGGUGGACUGGAGGAAGACGAGAAAACUUACAGCGGCUGAAAAAGGGUGAUCCCGGCAGACAAGAAGAGCUGAGCGGACAACGUUAGAGGACAAUUCUCUCUUUUCGUGAGUGCGAUCAGAUAGACGCGGGAUAAGAUUAAACGGAGAAAAGGCCGAUUCGUGGGCCAAGGAGACGAAAAGAGAGAGAAAGAGAGAGAAAGGGGAAGCUCUCUCUCUUGGGAAUAAGUGUACACGAGGAGGAAGACGAGGCAGCGAGAAACUAAGAAGCAAGCGGCAAACUUUCGAAACGGCGUAGCGAUUGAAGAAAUAGCAAUUAGAUGCAACGAGGACGAUGAUCGGAUAAGAAUGAAGAAAUUCGCGUUGCACUUUGGAAUUAGCAUUCUGCCUUUCUCGCCCUUGAUCCUCGUGGGCUUGCUCGUCGCAGCGGUUUCGAGAGUAUCGACUGAGCUUGUCGGCAUCGAGAGGUAUUUCGGCGGCACGCCGAUGCACGCUGUACAGUUUACGCAAAAAGGCUAUAUUCAGUUCCUCAAAUGGGAAUUGUCGGUGCCGGAAAUUCACGAAUUUACAUUCUGCCUCUGGGUGAAGUCGACCGAUCUCACGUAUCCCCACUCGAUCCUCUCGUACUCAAGGGACGAGCGGGAACGUUUGAUUCGAUCUUGGAUAUCAUCGCGCGGAAGAAGCAUUCACCUGGAAAUCGGCGGCGUGGAGGUGCUCCGAAGGUCGGUUCGCAUACGCGAGCACCGCUGGUAUCACAUAUGUCAAAGCUGGGAGAAUCGGGUCGGUCGUUACGCCCUAUGGCUCGACGGACAUUUGGCGUCGCAAGGUCGCUCCGAAGAGAUGACCGGUCACGUGAUCCCGGAGGGCGGCGAUGUCGUCCUGGGUCAGGAAUACACGGACUUCGACAAGGGGCUCGAGGAGGGCAUCGAGGGCUCGGUUUUGGGCUUCAAUCUUCUGCUGGCCUCGGCGUUCGAUUCUCUCGAUAAUAGCGGCCUUCCUCAUCAAAGGCCUUCAUUCCGCACGACCAAUGAAGCCACUGGUUCGACCGAGGAGAUUCACCUCGCCGCGGAAACCCGGACGGGAAUAGUGAAGCGCGAUUCGGAUCCCGGAGCGACGCGUGCCCUCGACAGGCUUGUGUCGGUCCUAUUCGCGCUCCGUCCUAAUUGGUCGCGUAGAAUUUCUCGAAUGAACAAGGCGGAAGCGGUGGGGGACUCCGCAAUCUCGCCACCCCCGCUGAAUAUUACUAAUGACUCAAAAAAGGAAGAGACGCCGCAGUCGAUUGGCAGGCACGCGAUCGCUCCCGGCAUCGACGACUGGGCCGGAGAAAUCGAGCCGCUUGGAAAAUCGCCGGGCGUCCCCUUAGGUUUGCAAUUAGUGAAAUUGUCCUACGUCCGUUGCCAACUGGGCAGGGGUAGCCCGCCCAUAGGUGGCCCGCUGAUGUUGAUUUCCUGGAGCAGGACGCCCGUGAGAGUGUUCGGUGGCGCCAUUAUAAAGAACGUCGACAACGAGUGUGGCAAAUUCUCGGAGGCUCGAGCCAAUAAAGAGGGAAGCGUGUAAUUGAAGAUUGCGAAAAAAAAGAGUGCCGAAAAACUCGGAGACGAGAUUCUUAGAAAAUUGAAAAUUGCAGUUUAGCAAUUAAGCUUAAAAUUUAUUUUCCUUUUUUUAAUUUCUGAGUGAAGAAGACUUGGCUGGCUUCUUUAAAGAAGAACUUUUUUGGCGUAAGAUUAGAGCAUUUAGAUAGUUUUAUAAAAAUCUGGAUUGGAUACGCGAUUCCAUAUUUCUUAUAUUUCUAUAGUUUUUUAUAUUCUUCCUGGCAAAGAUUUUUCCUUGUUCCGUUUUUUUCACAAGCUGAAUAUAAUUUUUCAAUUUUGUAAAAAACACGAAGAAGCACGUUCUACUCGUACACGAGAAGUUUUUUUCUCUCUCUUCUCUUAUAUUUACCUUCGAAAUUAUGAUUGUGGGACAACUUCAAAGAAUUUAAUUCUAUUAAAAUUUUACUAAAUAAAUAAAAUUUUAUAGUCAAAUUCUUUGAAAUACAUAUCCUACGACGUGAAUUGGAGGCUAAACUCCAAGAGAAAAUUCUCAUCGUGCACCUUUAAUUGCACCUACAUCAAAAGAAUCAAUUUCAGAUUCUUUACUCCGUAAAAACCUGAUUGCCAUUGACGCUAUUCUCGUUGAGAAGGCGUUCCCUUCUUUCUUUAAUAGUACAUUUUUUUUACACAAAAUCUUCUAUUGUUCGCACUAUUUGAUCAGUGCCAUUGUAACGAGCUUAAAACAAUCACAACUAGACAAUAAGCGUAAGCGAAACUAAUGAUUUUGGUCUCGACAAUUUACGCCUUGUGCAUACAUGGCUAAAACUAAUUUUCACCGCGACAUUCGACUAUCCGCGUAACACCCUCGUGAUUGCGCGAGUUCGGGGAGUUUCAGGCCGCACGCUUAUGGUCGCACGCGAAUCUCCGGAGUGAAACCUCCGCCACCCGUCCGCAAUCGACGAUCUCGUUUCGCGUAUCGAUCCACGUCGCGCGUUAAUUAGUUUCACAGAAUUCCCUUGAACGCAAUCGCGACGGGAGAAGGGAAGGAGAAAUGUCCCGCGAAAACCGCGACACCGGCCUGGCGAAAUUGUUGAAUGUCAGUGGCGUAGCUAUCGAGACAAGGAGCAAAUGAGUUGCAAGGAUACGCGGAACUUGCAAAGCUCAUGUCUUUUUUUUCAAGUAGAAGAAGAAAAAGAUAGUCAGGCGGACCAAACGCAUUCACGAGAGGGCGUCUAAAAAUUGUCUUAAUAGUUGUAGAAGCAGUAAAAUUUGCAUAAGGUUCUCAUUGCGGCUUAUCUCGGUGUUAAGACAUCUCGUAGUUACAGAACAAAACGUUAUGGAAUAAAACGUUAACGUUGGACUAUAUAAAUUCAACGUGAAUUCUUUAUAAGAAACCAUGCUACAAGACACUAAUACAUUUUUUAUUUUUUUUGCGUAUGAUCUUAUUAUUAUUGUAUGAAGCGUCUCAUUUAAGGAUGUCUGACAUCUUAAAGUAUUACUAAAAAUUUUAGAAAUUCAUAGAUUGAUCUGUUAUUAUAUUUGGAUAUCUGUAUAAAAUUUAGCAUAAUUCUCUCUCUUUUUCUCUCUUAUUGGUACAAAAAUUAUUUUUCUGAUUUUUGUUUGCUCUUGACUCUCUCUUAUGUAAAAUCGCUGAUUGCAGUAUUUAUUUACAAAAAUGAGGAAACAACAUUACGCUUUAUAUAAAUCAUUUUUUCUUACAUACAAUACAACACUAAUAAAUGCAAAAGUUUAUUUGGAUCCAUUUACUCGUUUGAGAUAUUUACCCAAAACUUCAACAAAACAAAACAACUUCACUUUUGUUGCAUAAAUUAUUACUAGCAAGAUUUUUUAUUUUGUCCUUUGCAACUGAUUUUAGUUUAAAAUUCAUGUUUUUAUGACUAAAAUGUUUUAUUAUUGAUUUGAAGAAAAAAAAAUAAACGAAAAAUCCUGCAAUUUUUUUACAAUUUUGAUAACUUUUAGCUGUUAUUGUAUACUCAAAAUAUAUUUAAAUAACAAUCUUUUACUCAUCAUAUAUGUAAUUUUGACUCACGCAGCUUACGUAUGUAAAUACAGCAAGUAAAUUUAUAAAAAUAAAAAGAAAAACUGAGCAAAAGUGUGAAUUAAAAAGCGCGAUUGUGCGAAGACGAUUUUGAGCGCCCCUUUGAACAUUUUACGUCUCUCGACACGAACGCCCAACAAAUUCUAGUUACGCCACUGCCCGUUCGUUGUCUCUUUGUAAGCGGAGUUUCGACACUGACGUUUCACGGAUGCGGAUUUUCCGCUGACGUUGAUAACGCCGGCGAACGAACGCGGUGGUGUCUGAGGAUCCGGCCGUAAAAGCGCUUUUCCUCCCGACGCGGCGGCGAGUCGCGCCGCGUGUUGAAAUUCCGUUUACGUCUCGCAAUCCGGAUCGCUGCCGGGAAAUAAAAUGUGUCGAAUAGUCGGCGUUACUCCCAUAAUGACAGUACAGAAUCUUCGCUCUUUGUAUAUACUACAACAAUAAAAUUGGAGAAAAUUGGAUACACUCGUACACGAAAAAAAUGUUUUUGCUGAAGCAAUAACUGAAUAAUCUAAAAAUUGAAAUUGAUAUCAUUUUGUAAAAAUAUUUUUUUACCAUUAAAAUGCUCAUGUAGGACGUUCAAGCAUACUGAACAAGAUUGUAAAAUGUUUCGAUAUUUUAGCAUAUAAUUAUUUUGAUGGAUAAACAAAAUUAUUUUCAGAUCUGUAUCUAGUUAAAUUUUUAAACACUUCAGCAAUAUCAAAUCAUACAGAAUACAUGUGUAUUUCUAUAUGAAACUGACAACGAGAUUAAAUAUAUAAGUUCGAAUCUUUAUGAAUACCUCAAAAAGUGUUAUUUUCACACAAACAAUUUUAUUGUGUUAUCUAAGAAUUUAGCUAGAUACAGAUCAGAAAAUGAUUUUAUGUUGGAUUAUCAAAAUAAUUAUAUAAAACGUUCAA
This is a messenger RNA of Solenopsis invicta (red fire ant), 5475 nucleotides long. RefSeq lists its product as uncharacterized. The record is from RefSeq and is a predicted model, not a curated record. Lineage: Eukaryota; Metazoa; Arthropoda; Insecta; Hymenoptera; Formicidae. The transcript is spliced from 4 exons. The coding region runs from base 1334 to 2542 and encodes 402 amino acids.